AUGGUUGAAGAUCAACAUCUCUGUAAUGAAUCAGCAGAGCUGCAUCGGCAAAAUGUGACCUCUUAUGCUUUAAAUGUUUUUGUUGUUAUUUUGUCACUUCUGAUAAUAUGUGGGAAUCUUCUUGUAAUCACCUCUGUCAUUUAUUUCAAACAGCUGCACACUCCAACAAACUUCCUCAUCCUCUCUCUGGCUGUGACUGACCUGCUUGUUGGAGCUUUAGUUUUGCCUUUCAGCACAAUAUUGUCUUUGAACCCAUGCUUGUAUUCAGGCUAUUUGCUUUGUAAAAUGCGAAGUCUGUUUGAUAUAUUGUUAUGUGCAUCAUCCAUUUUGAACUUGUGCUGUAUAUCUAUUGACAGAUAUUAUGCAGUGUGUCAUCCUCUAACAUACAGAAGUAAAAUUAAUGUCCGUGUCUCUCUGACUAUGAUCCUUGUGAGCUGGACUCUUUCAGCUCUACUUGCUAUAAGCAUUACAGGACGUGGAUUAAGUAAAAAAAAUCCUAACCAGAAGUGUGCUAUAUUUGUAGCUACAAAGGAAACCAGUCCAGGGCCAUUUAUUGAAUUUUACAUUCCUGCAAUUAUAAUUUUAACAAUAUAUCUUAGGAUUUUGAUGGUGGCAAAGAAGCAGGCAAGAAGCAUUCGGACCACUGUAAAGUCUGAAGCAGCUCUCAGCAAGAUGGAGAGAAAAGCUAACAUAACUCUGACAAUAGUGCUGGGAGUAUUCCUCAUGUGUUGGACUCCUUUCUUUUUGUCACUGGGUUUAUACAGCAUGGGAAAAGUCACAAUACCAGACGUGGCCAUUGAGGUAUUUAAAUGGCUUGGAUGGUCCAAUUCUAUGUUAAAUCCAUUAGUGUAUGCUUUCUUCUACAGGUGGUUCAGACAUGCUUUUAAAAUGAUAUUUACCGGUAAGAUAUUUCAAGGAGAUUUUUCAAGCACGAAGCUUUGA
This is a messenger RNA of Cyprinodon tularosa, 942 nucleotides long. Its product is annotated as trace amine-associated receptor 1-like. Gene Ontology annotation, molecular function: melanocortin receptor activity; neurotransmitter receptor activity; G protein-coupled serotonin receptor activity. Gene Ontology annotation, cellular component: membrane; dendrite. The record is from RefSeq and is a predicted model, not a curated record. Lineage: Eukaryota; Metazoa; Chordata; Actinopteri; Cyprinodontiformes; Cyprinodontidae. Bases 1 to 942 code for a protein of 313 amino acids. The transcript has a single exon. Gene Ontology annotation, biological process: G protein-coupled receptor signaling pathway, coupled to cyclic nucleotide second messenger; chemical synaptic transmission.